Messenger RNA from Octopus bimaculoides (California two-spot octopus), 6026 nucleotides. RefSeq names its product transmembrane protein 94. The record is from RefSeq and is a predicted model, not a curated record. NCBI's taxonomy places the organism in Eukaryota, Metazoa, Mollusca, Cephalopoda, Octopoda, Octopodidae. Gene Ontology annotation, molecular function: nucleotide binding.
UCAACCAAUCAGAGAGCUCGUUACAAACGUUACCGCCAUAUUUCUAUGCAUGUGAAAGGAGAAGUUAUGUAUGAACAUUUGGUCUCAUUAUUGUCCGAAUUAAUUGAAAGGAAACUCUGGUGGGAAGUCUGAUCACUCUAGAUGUGCCAUGCCAAGUCAUGACCCUGUUUCUCCAAAAGAGGAGGGCUCCAACCAUUCUAAAUGUGGUGAAAAGCCUCAAGAGGGACAAGUUGGGAUCACCACAAAACAUGCUCUGUUAACAUUCUAUGAGGAACUGCUAAAUGAAGUACAGUUUGCAGAAAAUGCACUUCGAUCACGGAAAAUCUCAGAACAACUUCACUGUUUCAACCAUAAAUAUGUGAAGUCAGUUUUGCAUUGGACAAGUUUUCUGAUCCUAUUUAUUCUCGCAAUCUUCUUACUUUUGGCUUACGAGUACCGAUACCAAGACGACCGAGAUAAACCUGUAUAUCAAAGUCGUUGGUGGCUAGUGGAGGCCAUCUUAAUAAUCUUCAGCCUGAUCUUCAAUGGCUAUUUAGUAUGCUGGAAUCAAACUUUAGUGUUAAGAGAGCCCAUCCGGCUUGCUCAAGAAGCUCUGCUCAAGAUACGAGAAAAUUUAGUGGAUGGAAUAUGGGAUUCUCAAGAUUAUUUACACAAGAACAAUCCCCAGUCUCCCUGCAUAUCCACACAGUGGACAUACCGGGAUGGUGUAUUAGUAGAUUUACCCAUCAUCUUGAUGGUCAAAGGUGAUGUUAUUCUUUUAAGACCCGGUCAUACUGUUCCAGUGCAGUGCCAAGAGCUGAAGAUUGAUGAUGGUGGUGAAGAAGGCGCAAUUCUUUUUGAAGGAGAUUGUUAUACACCUGAUCAAGCAGCUCCUGUGGAGCAGUAUGGCUUACCUCAGGGCCGUGUACCACUGGAACCCCAAAAAUUCACAGUUCUAAAAACACCCUUUGUUGAAAACUUCAGAAUCUUGUUAGACAAAACAAGAAGACAUCCUGCUAGCAUCAUUGAUUCCAUGCGGUACCAAAUAUACAGUGUUAUCUUGGAAAGGACUGUCCUUCCUGUGCUUCUGAUUGGAGUUCUCAUUGCCAAUGUGUUGCGAUACAUCUACAUCAAAGGAUUUAUGGGACACUGGACAGAGAUGUUCUUAGUUUUGCCUGUACACACUGUACUUCCAUUGGUUCCCAUGGUGUUUCCAUUAUUUUGGAAACUAAUUAACUUUUAUGGGCAAGCAAGAUUGUUUGUUGCCUAUGAAGUCUCCAAAGAAAUUAAGCCUUCUGUUUCUGAGGAGAGUUUUGAUAGUGACAGUAUCAUAUCAGAGGAUGAAGCCCGAGUUAAUUUGCCUUUGAAGAGAGUUCUACACUGGUUGAAAGUAAUAGCAACUGGUAAUUCACCUGUUGCCACCUAUAAUAUCAACCUCAUGCAUAUAUUAGGGAGUGUGACUACUCUAUGUUGUGUGGAUAAGAAAGGCAUUCUGUCUUGGCCAAAUCCUUCUGCUGAAAAAGUCUUCUUCUUUUCUGAUAUUCAACAAUCAACUGAGAACAACAGCCCCCAUGAUUCUUUAUAUUCUUACUCUGAAGACUUCACAGGAUCUCAACACCAACCAGACCCUGGCAGCACACCUGACUGCACAUGUUUUCAUAAAGAAAAUACCACAGAGCCAAUUCAUGUUCCUAAAACCAGCUGUCAUGUUGAAGUUUUGGAUUUAACUCAUGAUUCAAAGGUAAAUAUCAAACAAUCAUUUUGGGGAUUAAAUAUCUUAGCUAACACCUGUAAUACAAGUAUUGCUACUUGGUAUUCUCAGUUCACUGACCAUGUAGCAACUGCUGCUCUGGAAAAUGAGGGCACUGUUGCAGUACUAAAUAGAAGAUGCUUAUGUGAGUUAGCAAGACAGAUUGGGUUCUCCAACAAUGCCCUUGAUAUAUUUUCUAAAAAGCAGAUUAUUGGUGUCUAUAGACAGGUGCUUGAAGAGAGAGCUGCUAAAGAGAGGCUGCAGAGAGCUCGAUCAAAUGUACAUCAUAAAAUUCCAAUGCCAAAUAUGGUCUCAAUUGUUGUGAAAGAAAAAAAUUCUGGUAUGUUCCAGCUUUUAUGUCAAGGUACAGCCGAUUUGAUACUAGACUGCUGCACUGAUUUCUGGAAUGGAAAAGAUUUGUGUACUCUUACUGAUUCUGAUAGAAAGAAGGUGUUGGAUUUUUACCACCGAACUAGCAUAGCUUCAUAUUGUACAGCAUUUUCUUAUCGCCCACUCACUACUCAACUGACAUCACCAUUAAAAGACCUGUAUAUUGAACUACCUGCUGAUUCUUCUUUUAUGUGCCAAAUACAAAACCCUUCAUCCAGAAGAAAUGAGUGUCUGAAACUAGACAGUGGUAAGUUGACAAAACAGCAUUGGUGCUUUAGUGCAGACUCCCUAGUAACAGAUGAUGGACCAAGCCCUCAAGAUAAUGUCCCAGCUUGUUUCCAGAUGCAGUGCAGCCAAAUUUUUAUGGGUAUGGUUGCCAUGCAAUAUCAAGCUAGAAUGGAGUUUGUGCAAAUGAUUGAUAAACUUGAAACUGCGUUCAUAAGAUUUGUGCAUUUUUCAAAUGAAAAUGAACUCAGAAGUAGGGUAUUUUCAGAGAAAAUGGGUUUAGAAGCUGGCUGGAAUUGUCAUAUUUCUUUAGCAUCACCACUAAAAUCUGAGGAAAUAUUCAUGCCAGGGACAUCUCAGGGAGAAUUAUCUCAUCGUACAUCAAAAUAUUCCAGUCGAGUCUCAAAUGAUACAAUAGGGCGGGACUCUCAUGGUUUGAAUACUAAACUAAAGCAUUACCAACAACAGCAGAACUUGCCCUUCAAGCAAAAUCUUGGCAGUGGAAUGCACGGUCGAAGUUUCAGUGCACCUAGUGUUAUCAACCUCGACAUGUACCUCGUCAAAUUUGAUGAUAGUUCUUCUACCAUUCAAACCAACUGCGAUACCACAUUUUGUACUAAUCCUGAAUUUCAAAAAGAAAUGGAAAAUGUUGAAAAAGAUAGUCUCCUCAGGGACCCUUUAAAUGACUCAGGUGAACUGUUGACUUCACAGACCAGUGCAACAUCUUCUGACGAAUAUAAUAGUGAGGAUGACCACUGUUCUGAAAGUCAUCUAACGUCUAGUUGUGUUACUGAUAACACAGAAUUCAGCUUGCCAGGAGUUCUAGAUAACCGGGCCCAACUUCCAAGAGGUAUUGAAAAUAUUCGGCCCCAUCUUGAAAAAGUGGACAAUGUGCCUUUACUUGUAAAUCUUUUUACAGAUUGUACUCCAGAAAGUAUUACAUUGAAAACUAUUAAAUUAGGAAGUAUUAAUCUGAAUGCUAGAAGAUUGGCUAUAGAGCCUCUAUAUCCACAACUCUGCCGUAAUGAGCCUCAAAAUGUAGAACUGAAACCAGUCCACACUCAUUUAACCCCUUUACAUCUUGCUAGUUCGUUGAUGUCCAGCCCUUGUCCAUUGCUGUUUAGGAAUUAUGAAAAUAUCAGUCUCAUUCAACUUAUUGCUGAGGCUCGUAAUCAUGUUAUAUCAAUGGGAAACUGCUUCCAAUUCAUGCUGUGCUGCCACCUGUCUUUGAGUCUUGUACAAGUGAUGGCUACAUUGUUCCUUCUACCACCACCAAUCAGUGGGCAUCAAAUUUUGUGGCUCAUCUUCAUCGUUGUACCACUGCUCAGUCUGGGUCUGAUGGGCAAUCCUGUUGACCCUCGUAACAUGACUUUAGCUACUGUUAAGAGCUGUGAUCAUAUCAACAAACAAAUGCUGCUGCACUUCAUGCUGUCCUUCAUAUUUAGAUUUGUUCCUCCUGUAACAGUGGCACUCAUUAGUUUUGCUUUGAUCCUCUACUUUAUCUGUGAUAGAGCAGAAGGGAUUUGUUAUCCUUUUGAUUUAAACCCUGAAAAUAAGGGUGCUACAGUAGGAAUCUGGAGUACUUGGUAUGAAGAAAACUCUGCAGGUUUUACAGCUGCUCAGAAUAUUGUUUUAAUUCAGCUGGUGCUUUAUUUUGUUGCCUCUCUUGAAGUGUUCAUAUCUGGAAGUUUUGUCCAUCGGUCAGAACAUGUAUGGAAGGAGCCACCUUAUACCAACAGUCUGUGGGCCAGUAUUGUUAUUACAAUCUUGGUUUUUCAGGUGAUAUUCUUCCUUUGUGACAUUGCAAUAUAUGAAGGAUUCAGUAGAGCGUGGCUGUCCUAUGUCCAUCCGGCCAUCUGGGUGAUCUUGCUUAUAUGGCCUAUUGUCACUCUAGCAUUCAGUGAAUUGGUAAAGCAUUAUGAAAUAAAACUUAAUGUGAGAUAUCAGAAGCGAGCUCACCUAGCAUUUGAAACUAAACUUGGAAUGAAUUCUCCGUUUUGAACUCUUCAAAUCAAACAUUUGGUAUGAAGAAAUUUCAAAUGGAGACAGUAAAGCUCUAAGUAGCUGGUUCUUGUCAAGCACUUUGAUCUAAUCUUGAGAUGCUACAAUAACACAAAGUGCUUGCGUAGGGUGCUUCUGACCGAGCACUUGAUGUAAUUUUGUAACACAUAUACCUGAAGUACCCGUGCAACUGGUUUUUUUCAUCAGACAAUCUACUCGUGUGGUGUUACAGUGAGAAAAAUGUCUGUUGCUGAGUGUAGACUGCAUUCCCCAGUGUACUCUCUUUGUCUCCCACCUAUCCCUGGAAAUCUGAAUUCAAACUGAACAAGAUGAUCAUGUCUUUCUAAUUGCCUUCCUUCCCCCCUCCCCCAUCCCAUCCAUCUCUGUUGGGAUGAGAUGAGAUGUAUACUCCACCGUGACUCAAAUAGCAGAGAUUACCCAAUAAAAAACUGACAGUAUAACAUUUCAAACAAAAUUAAAAAUCAAGAUUAUACAGAUUAUAACAACUUAAGUCUUGCUGGGCAGGUUUUCUGUCACUGAUUUAAAAAAAAAAAAAAGUUGACGAGGCGUUUUAACAUGGGUUUUUAUGUUUCUUCUUCGUUUUUUUUCCCUAACCCCCCACCCACCUUUUAAUUUUGUUAGUAAAAUUUGCUUUCCCUAUUAACCCACCUGGAAAGAAUUAAAAUCACUCCCAUAUUUUGGUUACUGAGUGAGUUAUAAGAGUUAAUAGCUCACUCAGUAAAAAGUGUUGUUUAUAGUAAAACAGUUUGUUUUUUUUUUCAACAUUUAGUAUUAAAAAAAAAAAAAGAACAGCAUUGACAGUAAAGAAAUUUAAUUUCCUAGUGAUAGAUUUUCAUAAUUAUAAUUUUAUAAUCCACAAAAGAAUAUUGUUUAUGAUUGGCAAUUUGUGUAUUCUUUAACCUAAUGCCUACACUUCAUUUUCUUUCUAUUUCAUAUUUUUAAAUUCCACUGACAAAAAUAAAAAGUGAAAUAUAUUGCUUUCGAGCAACUUUUUUUUCUAACAAUAUUCUUUUUGAUAAUUAAUUCAACUUUGUUUUCUCAAGGGAAGAAUAAAUUAUGAUUUCCCCUUCUCAAUAAUUGUCUCCCCCCCACCUUAAUAAAACUUAUAAUUAAUAUUUUUUCACACAUUUGCAAUAUUCUUUGUAAAAUAUUAAAAUCCAAUACUUCAACGUAGAUACCACUUUGUCCUAAAGUAUUUUAUAUACAAAAUUGAGGAGUUAUCUAUAAAAUACAUUGUAAAAUAAUAAAUAUAACAAUAAUAAUAACAAUAAUACAAGGCUUAUUUUUCAAUUUCUUCAGAACUUUAAAUUUUAGAGUUGAUUAGUCAAUAUUUUUUUUUUCUUUCUUGUAUUCAAAUUUCAAAAUUCUUCUCCAAUUUCAAAAUUCCCUUUUCAUCCCUCAGACUUCUAAUUUAUGAAAUGCAGUUCUCCAAUUACAUUUUGGUUUCCAGUAAACAAAGAACAUUUAAUGAAAUGUUGUGUUUACAGAGCAUGUCUAAUUAAUUUGAAAAUGAAAUUCCUCUCCAACUUUGGCUAGCAAGACUUGGGUUCUAUUCAGAAGUGAUUUUGUAUGUACAAAAAUUGAUCAAAAUGAUUCUAAACUGUAAAUAACUUACUUGGAAAAAAAAAAAUCAUGUGGUAAAGCAGAUUUACUCAACUUU